Chironomus riparius is the source of this 848-nucleotide messenger RNA. The record is from the annotation of a GenBank genome assembly. Lineage: Eukaryota; Metazoa; Arthropoda; Insecta; Diptera; Chironomidae.
UAUAUCUUCAAAUUAAGCAAUUGCUUCUUAAUAUUUCAUUUAAAGUGUCUAAUCCUUGUGAUUAUUUCUUCGGUUUUACAAAAAAGAUUAAAAGAAUAUUUCAAAUCUAUUGUUGAGUAAAAAUGUCUGUAACAGUAAAACUACCAAAGUUACAAGAAGGUCAAACGUCGUAUGCUGGAAUUCCUCCAGCAGUCUUUGUGGAUGAUGUUGACCAAUUUAUGAGUUUGCCGGAAAAUAAUCAUCAAGCUGAGAAAGUUUUAAAGUCUCUUGAUGAGCAGCAUAGCAAAUAUAAAUUCAUGGAAAUGAGCAUGGUUUCUCGCAAAAGACGACUAAGGCAGCAAGUUCCAGACUUGCAGAAAUCACUUGAGAUGAUUAAGGUUUUGAAAGAACAAGAAGACGAUGAGCUUGAAACUAAUAUUUUAUUAAGCGAACAAGUUUUUGUCAAAUCUAUUGUACCAAAAACGGAAACCGUUUGUUUAUGGCUUGGAGCAAAUGUAAUGCUCGAAUAUCCAUUAGAUGAAGCUGAAGAGCUCUUGAAGCAAAAUCUUGAAUCAGCCAGUAUGAAUCUUAGAUGUUUAGAGCACGAUCAAGAAUUUUUAAGAAAUCAACAAACAACAGUAGAAGUAGCAAUGGCUCGCAUUUACAAUUGGAAUAUUUCAAAGCAGAAACAACAGCAGAAAUGAAUUUAAUUUACCUAUGUUCAUUUUCAUGAUUUCUAUGCUAAUUUAUUACUAAUCAAAAGGCGCGUUUUUCAUUUUCACUAUUUCACUUUCGAUAUAUGUACUACUAUCGCAGCAAGUAUGCAUAAUAAAAAUCACAUUUUCUAUCCUGUGGGAAUCAUGUACUUG